Molecule: messenger RNA, 465 nt
Organism: Lactuca virosa
Lineage: Eukaryota; Viridiplantae; Streptophyta; Magnoliopsida; Asterales; Asteraceae
Source: the annotation of a GenBank genome assembly
AUGCACGAACGAAGAAACCACCUAGAGCGAUUUCCAGGUGGCGUGAUGGCGUUCUCAGAUUCUCCUUCUCCUCUUUCUUCUCCUGCUCCGCCUUCAGCCAACACCGUCGAUGUCACUAGGGUUGUCAAACGCCUCCACCUGUUGUGUAUCCGUCGUGGGGAAAUCGGAAGACUGACAACUUUAUGGAAAUGUGGUGGUUUAGGGUGGGACCACUACCGCCCUUCUCCAUGUCUUGCUGCUGACGCGCUGUUCCAAGAUGACGAAGCUGCUCCUGUCGCCGCUGACGCCGAUCCAAGCGCCGUUGUUGCCGGCUGUUGCGCUACUGCCGCCGCCGCUCACCUCAGGUGGGUGGCUGGGUUCGUUUUGCUAGUAGAAGACACGAGUGUGUAUGUGUAUUACAGUGAAGUGGUGUUUGGGUGUUUCCUGGCCGGAUUUUUCAAAAAGGAAUCUCCGCCACCACCGUGA